CCGUGUGGUUUAUAACCUUACAGUUGGGACUGGGUUUCUCUCCCUUCCUUUCCCUCUCCUACUCCCUCUCCGUCCUCCAUUCCUUGAGCUCGCAAUAGGAUCAGCCGUAGAGCAAGGAAAAUAUAUUUUAUAUAGAAAGAGAAAGAGAGAAGAAAAGUUUCUUCCAGAAGCCUAAGAAAGAAGAGGCUUCUUCUUCUUUUCUUUUCCUUUUUUUUCUUUAAAAUUUUUUUAUUUCCUUGCUAGUUGCGACCCUUCCCUUCUAAUUUCUCCCUUCGCUCUUUAAAUAGCUCUGCUGCCCGCCUGCUUUGCUAUAUAUAUAAAUCGAUUGGGGGUGGCAGUAGGCAAAAGAGAGGAGGUUGGCUUCCCUUUUUUUUAAUCUUCAGCCGCAUUGUUGGCCCUGGCUCUUUGAUGGGAUGGGUGUUCAGGUGAGAGGUUGAGAUCUCAACUGGGUCUGGGUGUUAGCUGAAUUCAAGUACCUCCAGUAGCGGCCCUCCCCCCCCCUCCCUCUCUCUCUACUCUUUCUCUUCAGUCUUUCCUUGUCGGAAUCCUCUGAGGGCGUCGGGCGAAUGACUGACAGUCCAGCUCCACUGCAUUCCCUUGCGUAGUUUCCCAGCAAAGCUCAUAGCAACGAACAAUCAAUCAUAGAAAAAGGGCAGAAAAAACAAAAAAAAAAAGAGAAAAAGAAAAGAGAGAAGGGGAAGGCCCUUAUAAAUCCGUUCAGAUCAGCCCCAUUAUUUUCCCCGGCGGCCAUUCCCAAUCUCUUCUCUCCCCUUCCUCCUCCUUUUCCGCAGAGAGAUCAUGGAGACAGAAUCGUCGACGGCGCUGCUCCCGGAGGCGUUCCAGGGGGCUCGGGACGACAUCACGGAGCAGAUGGGGCUGGUGUGGCAGCAGAUCAAGGCUCCGGUCAUCGUCCCGCUGCUCCGCCUCGCGGUGCUUCUCUGCCUGGCCAUGUCGGUGAUGCUGUUUGUGGAGAGGGUCUACAUGGGCGUCGUCAUUCUCAUCGUCAAGCUCUUCGGGAAGCGCCCCGAGAAGCGCUACAAAUGGGAACCAAUGCGGGACGACCUCGAGCUCGGCAACUCCGCCUAUCCCAUGGUCCUCGUACAGAUCCCCAUGUACAACGAAAAAGAGGUAUAUCAGCUGUCAAUCGGAGCGGCAUGCGGGUUAUCAUGGCCGUCGGAUCGGAUCAUAAUCCAAGUGCUUGAUGAUUCCACCGAUCCUGUUAUUAAGGAUCUGGUGGAGCUGGAGUGCCAGCGGUGGGCGAGCAAGGGGAUCAACAUCAAGUACGAGAUCCGGGACAACCGGAACGGGUACAAGGCCGGGGCGCUCAAGGAGGGCAUGAAGCACAGCUACGUCAAGGACUGCGACUACGUCGCCAUCUUCGACGCCGACUUCCAGCCCGAGCCCGACUUCCUCUGGCGCACCAUCCCUUUCCUCGUCCGCAACCCCGAACUAGCCCUCGUCCAGGCCCGCUGGAAGUUCGUGAAUUCGGAUGAGUGCUUGAUGACAAGGAUGCAGGAGAUGUCCCUGGAUUACCACUUCACUGUGGAGCAGGAAGUGGGAUCCUCAACCUAUGCUUUCUUUGGCUUCAACGGCACUGCUGGGGUGUGGCGGAUAUCAGCUAUCAAUGAAGCAGGAGGUUGGAAAGAUCGAACCACAGUAGAAGACAUGGACUUAGCUGUCCGAGCAAGCCUUAAAGGGUGGAAGUUCCUUUUCCUUGGAGAUCUCAAGGUUAAAAAUGAAUUACCAAGUACUCUGAAGGCUUACCGUUAUCAGCAGCACAGGUGGUCAUGUGGACCAGCAAAUUUAUUCAGAAAAAUGUUGCUGGAGAUUGCAAAGAACAAGAAAGUAUCUCUCUUCAAGAAGGUGCAUGUGAUCUACAAUUUCUUCCUUGUCCGGAAGAUUGUCGCUCAUAUUGUAACAUCUGUGUUUUACUGUAUGGUAAUCCCUGCAACUGUUUUGGUCCCUGAGGUGGAGAUACCAAAGUGGGGUGCAGUUUAUAUCCCCUCGAUCAUUACCCUUCUCAAUGCUGUGGGAACUCCAAGGUCUCUUCAUUUGCUCGUCUUUUGGAUCCUUUUCGAGAAUGUCAUGUCAUUGCACAGAACAAAAGCAACUUUCAUCGGCCUGUUGGAAGCAGGGAGAGUGAAUGAAUGGGUGGUCACAGAGAAGCUAGGAGAUGCUUCGAAAACAAAAGUGGCUGCCAAAGCAGCCAGGAAACCACGGAUCAGGAUAGGUGACAGAUUGCAUCUGUUGGAGCUUGGUGUUGGGGCCUAUCUCUUCUUCUGUGGGUGUUAUGACGUGGCAUUUGGAAAGAACCAUUACUUCAUAUACCUCUUCCUCCAAGCAAUUGCUUUCUUCAUUGUUGGUUUUGGUUAUGUCGGCACAUUUGUCUCGCAUUCCUAAUGGAUCUUGGGUGGGCAUAUUACCAAAGCCUUCAAUAUCCAUUGUUCUGCCAUCUUGUCUUUCUCAGGUCCUGCAUAGAAGCAUAAGCAACCUCAUUUGAUGUUUGUUGUCAUGGAACAAACUCAUGUACAGAAAGCUCCAUAAAUCUCCACUGAUGCAAAGCAUUCUUGCAUGGAAUUUGCAUCGGGAUAUUCUAUUAUAAAAGUACACAUGUCGUCUACAGAAAUCUGUUAGAUACAAAGGAGAUCAUGGACGAUCAACAAGUAGGAAGUUUGGGUCUCCUUCACAGAAGCAGCAGCGGUGGAGAAACAAGACUUUAAUCUGAAGGUGAUAAUGUGUAAAGAAGCACAUCUAGAUGGAUUGUGAGUGUUGGAUUUUUCAAAUUCUUUUCUCCUUUUCUUUGCAAGUGUAUGUUUGGGAAGGAAAAAAAAUAAGGUGUUAACUUAAAAGUGAAUUUUGCAAUUGUCAUUUGCGUCUGUCUUAGCAUUUUGCUUUGUAAGAGAUGAUAUAGUUGGUCAAUUUGGUGUAAAAGUUACUGUUUUUCCAUGUUCUUCUUUUGGCUUCUUCAUUUAGAUGAAUCUGAAACCCUUGUUAUAA
Elaeis guineensis (African oil palm) is the source of this 2997-nucleotide messenger RNA. RefSeq names its product glucomannan 4-beta-mannosyltransferase 9. Lineage: Eukaryota; Viridiplantae; Streptophyta; Magnoliopsida; Arecales; Arecaceae. The record is from RefSeq and is a predicted model, not a curated record. Gene Ontology annotation, molecular function: mannan synthase activity. Gene Ontology annotation, cellular component: Golgi apparatus.